GGCCUUGAAAUGGCCUUGAAAUUUUUGGAAAUCACGUCUGCUAUUUUAGUACCCUCAGAUCAGGAAAUUUGAAAGUCACGUUCCAAGCAAAAUCAACAAAAAUAAGCAAAUUACGAAAGGAGAUUAUGUUAACUUUGGUUCAACCUUUGGUCGACUCACGUUUCAAAGCUUAUAGGCUCAUAGUCUCUUGAUCAAAUUUUGUCUUGCAAAGUUAGAAGAAUCUACUGUGGAACUGCGAACUGCUUAGUUUGGAACAUCAUUUCAGAUUACCAAAUUCAAAAAUGGCAGUUGUUACCAACAUCGUAAAAUUGUCAGUGUGCGCAGGAUGUGGAUGUGUAUUCGGGUUAGCAAUGGAAAAGGGAAGAGUGUUUGAGCCACAGGUUAUUAUAGACCAAUUGUUGAUGGAGAGAUUCACAAUGAUAAAAAUGUUUUUAUCUGCUAUUGCCUCAGGUAUGUUCACAUUCUCACUGCUGUCCAUGUGCCCGCCUACUCAGCAAUACUUCAGAACCAGCUACAACAAAUACAUCACAGGACUCCUAGCUGAUAAAGGCUAUCUCAGCAGUGGUGUAGGUGGAGCUAUACUGGGGGUAGGAAUGGCGCUCUGUGGAUCUUGUCCUGGUAUGGUAUAUGUGCAAGUGGGCACAGGGACUCAGCAUGCAUGGAUAACAGUGUUGGGAUCAUUAUCUGGCGCUGCCUUGUAUGGGAUUUUUGAGCCAUUCUUUACACGGAUUACUCGACCCAAUAAACCACUUUCAUUCUCAACACUGUCCCAGUUGAUGGGUGGCCCAUACUUUACACUUGCAUUACCCAUGGCUUCAGUAUUGGCAAUAUUUGUGUUUGGUGCUGAACUAAUUGCACCAUGGAAGACAGAGCUCAUACGUCCAAACUUGUCUUACAGUAAAACAGUUUGGGAGAUGCAGGCCUGGGCUCCAUACAUCUCUGGGAUGCUGGUUGGUGUAGUACAGAUCCCAAUCUCGAUUGUAACAGGCCAUAGUGUAGGGAGCAGCAGCAGCUUUUGUACAGUUGUUUCACAGAUCUUCAAGGGCCCCUUGGGUGAAGUUUCAUCAUAUCUAAAUGACUACAAGAGUGGAUAUCGGAGGUGGUGGCAGGUGUUCUUUAUGGGAGGUGCUGCAGUAGGUGGAUACUUAUCAUCAAGAGCUUCAGGGACACUGGGUGUAACAUCAGGGGUGUCUCCUCUCAUGGCCUAUACAGGAGGGGCACUUAUGCUCAUUGGGUCAAGAAUUGCAGCUGGGUGUACAAGUGGACAUGGAUUGUCUGGCUUAGGCUUCCUCCAUGUUUUAUCCUUCACUGCAGUUAGUGCCAUGUUUGGUAGUGGCAUUGCUACAGCAGCUAUAAUGCGCCGUUAUGGAGUACUAUAGAAUCUGAUAGAUAUCACAAAACACUAGGAUACUCCAUCUUGUAUCCUUGUUUAUUUGUUGGAGGCAUUCCUACAGCAGCUGUCAUUAUGGAACUAUAAAUCUGAUCACAAAGCAUUGGAUCUCCCAUCUUCUAUCCUUCACUGAGGUUAGUGCCAUAUAAACGGUGGAGGCAUCGCUAGAGCAGCUAUCUUGCGCCAUUAUAGAGUAUUGUAGAAUCUGAUAUAUAUUACAAAACACUACAAUAUUUGCUGGAGGAUCCCUACAACAGCUGUCACAAUUCACAAACACUAGGAAGAUUUAAUUAAGUGAAUAUUUUCAAUUGCCAAAUAAAAAUAAAGCAUAUGCCAUAUAAACCAAAGUAUUGAUGACAUGAUGGAUUUAAUUCCAUUAAUAUGCAAAAUAUAUACAACUAAUUUAUAUUUACUUGUUGCCAUUAUUAUGGGCCCAUGGCUAUUUACAUAUGCAUAUAUGUAACACAAUGCAUAGCUUUUUCAUAUUUGUAAAUAAUAUACUGUACUU
This is a messenger RNA of Owenia fusiformis, 1898 nucleotides long. The record is from the annotation of a GenBank genome assembly. NCBI's taxonomy places the organism in Eukaryota, Metazoa, Annelida, Polychaeta, Sabellida, Oweniidae.